Molecule: messenger RNA, 1565 nt
Organism: Triticum aestivum (bread wheat)
Lineage: Eukaryota; Viridiplantae; Streptophyta; Magnoliopsida; Poales; Poaceae
Product: pyruvate dehydrogenase E1 component subunit beta-4, chloroplastic
Exons: 4
Coding region: 66-1247 (393 amino acids)
Source: RefSeq, a predicted model, not a curated record
GCCACUACCACCGCCGCCGCCGCCCUCCCCAGCCCCCAGAUCUCGACCCCGCUCCCCCAUCUGCAAUGGCGGCCGCUUCGUCGCUCCACGUCGCCGCCCCGGCCGCCACCCCGCGGGUGGGAUCUGCCGGCCCCAAAUCCGCGUCAGCGGCGAGGAGCGUGCGCGUGGCCAGAUCGGGCGCGGCGGCGCGUCAUGGAGGCAGGUUGGUGGCCUGUGCCGCCGUUGCAACCAAGGCUGAUGCGCCGGCAAGCGAGGCGGCGUCCAAGUCUGAAGGUCAUGAGGUCUUGCUGUUUGAGGCUCUUCGCGAGGGUUUGAUGGAAGAGAUGCAAGCGGAUCCAACGGUGUGCGUCUUUGGUGAAGAUGUUGGUCACUAUGGUGGUUCUUACAAGGUGACCAAGGGUUUGGCUGAUAUGUUCGGAGACCUUCGGGUUCUUGAUACACCUAUUGCUGAGAACUCAUUCACCGGCAUGGGAGUUGGAGCAGGAAUGAAGGGGCUGAGGCCUGUUGUUGAAGGCAUGAACAUGGGCUUCCUUCUCCUUGCUUACAACCAAAUCUCAAACAACUGCGGCAUGCUUCACUACACCUCUGGCGGCCAGUUCAAGAUACCACUUGUGAUCCGAGGUCCUGGUGGUGUUGGUCGUCAGCUUGGCGCAGAGCAUUCACAGCGUCUGGAGUCAUACUUCCAGUCAAUCCCUGGUCUCCAGAUGGUUGCUUGCUCUACUCCUUACAAUGCCAAGGGUUUAAUGAAGGCUGCCAUAAGGAGCGAGAACCCUGUCGUGCUAUUUGAGCACGUCCUUUUGUACAACCUGAAGGAGAAAAUUCCCGAUGAGGAGUACACGCUAUGCCUGGAGGAGGCUGAGAUGGUACGGCCUGGUGAGCAUGUGACCAUCCUCACAUACUCGCGUAUGAGGUACCAUGUGAUGCAGGCUGCAAAGACGCUGGUGAACAAAGGGUACGACCCCGAGGUGAUUGACAUUAGGUCGUUGAAGCCAUUCGAUCUGCACACAAUAGGCAACUCCAUCAAGAAGACCCACCGCGUGCUGAUUGUGGAGGAGUGCAUGCGCACUGGAGGGAUCGGCGCCAGUCUGAGAUCGGCCAUCAUCGACAACUUCUGGGACUACCUUGACACCCCCAUCAUGUGCCUGUCGUCUCAGGAUGUGCCGACGCCCUAUGCCGCAACUUUGGAGGAUGCAACCGUCGUGCAGCCUGCCCAGAUUGUUGCCGCCGUUGAGCAAAUAUGCCAAUAGGGCAUCAUCUGUCGCAACUUUGGAGGAUGCAACCGUCGUGCAGCCUGCCCAGAUUGUUGCCGCCGUUGAGCAAAUAUGCCAAUAGGGCAUCAUCUGUUUCAGCAUCGUUAAUUUGUAUCUGCCCUGGCUUGGAAGAACCUUUAAUUUGUCAUUUUUGUCUUGUAGCGAGGUGUUCAUUGUGGUAUAGGCUUGUAUCCAUUUUUUAUUCCUGCUUGAGUUAACACUUCAGCUACAUAACUGUACUGUAUUAUGCUGAAUGCUACUAGGGUCUGAACUCGGGUUUAUUGGAAGAAAUCUUUGAAUAUCCUGGGCAAGGUA